CCCCCAAUCUCUUCUUCUCCGAUCUAAUCCGAUUAUGAAUCUCUGACCCGGAAACCCGACCCGUCUGUGUGAUGCUCUGAGCUGAACCCCUUUCCGAUUCCACAAAACAAAGCUAGCUUUUUUCAGUACCAAAUCUCGUUCGGUAUUGCUUGGCGAUCUGGAUAACGAACGGGCUUAGGGUUUCGGAGAGCAUUACGAAAUGCCUUCGGUGCCCAGUCAACUCCUUCUUCUCCGACCCUCGGUCUCUUCUUUGACUUCUUUACACGGCGGUUCAUGCUCUCAUCGUCUGAAACGUCUCGAAAAAGGUGAUCGGCGUGGGAAUCUUAGUUAACAUUAGGUUUUCGAUUCGGUUUUUAGGGUUCUUCCUUGGAUUUUUGACAAGUUUGUAGAGAUCUCGUUGGAGGUUUCGGGAUCGAAGAAUUUCUAAGCUCUCUGGAAAGCUUUUCGUUUCGGUUUUUGAGUUCUCGAGAGUUUUGUAGCUGUAAGUUUUAAGAGAAUUUGGUAUUGUAGAUGGACAUUAGCUCUCUGUGUGUUAAGUCGGUGUUGGGAAAUGUAGGCUGCUCUCUAGGUUUGCAGUGCUCUGCGAACCAAACGCAUCGUCCUAGCAGCUUUCUCUGCCGGGAUUUGGUAACUAACCUUGAAACUGCUCUUGACGAGUCCUUGAAUAUCAAAGAAGUUAGAGAAGAGUCUUUGAAUGGCAAAGAUGUUGGAAAAGAGUCCUCCUUGGAUGUUAACAAUGACAGAGAUGUGGGACGUGCGUCUAAAAGGGGUGACAUUAGCGGCGUGGAAAAGGGAAACACAUGUGCAUGUUCUGAAGGACAUGAGGGAAAAUGCAAGCCGAAGUGCCUGAACAAGUGUGCGACCUUUCCAUGUACUAAUCUGGUGCUGCCACCUGAUGGUUCCUCAGAUACGGAAGAGGAGGAACCUGAAACAGCUCUGCGGUGGCUGUUCGGGGAGGAACAUUAUAACCAAGGCUAUUCACGCUCGGUGUCUUUGCCUUCUCCUUUGAACCUUCUUUCUGCUAUGAAAGGCAGUAGAGAGAAAGAGGGUUUAUCUACUGAGAAACUCACUGUCAAAUGGGCCCCUGAUGUGUAUGAUCCUCCGGUUACGUUGAUGUCGCACACAGUUAAAAGCAACAAACAGCAGAAGUCUAGAAACAAGAAAAACUGGAAGAGAGAUGGAAAGAAGGGGCAAAGGAGCAACUCUUCACGUGGAAAGGACAAGAAGCAAUAUCGUAAAGGUGGUGCUUCUGAGAGGGGUCACAGAUCUCUGGAUCCCCGCGAAAUGAUAACAGACACUAAUGAUGAAUUUCUUGUUGGUAGCCGAGAACCACAUUCUUAUUGUGGGAGUUCCUUUUUGAAAAAUUCACUCACCAACAUGCAUUACCCAGUUGCAGAAGCUUUGUGAGCGAUAGAUUUUCCGGAGCAUUUCUCAUCUUCCUGCAUUGUACAUAAAUAAUUUUCACGAACAGGUUUUGGUGAUUGAAAGACUUGUAACACUCCGCUACUCGAUGUGUGCAUGGAAUCCUGGUGUGGUGUUUAUUAUAUUUAUGUAUAAUGUAUAUUGCUUAUGUUGUUGAACUGAAUCUUGUUGGCCUGGCUAGUUGGCAUAUGCAGUGGUAUUUUUACCUAUGAUUAAAUGUGUAUAAACUUUGGUUGCUUAGGUUCCUCUGGAACCAGA
Fragaria vesca subsp. vesca is the source of this 1680-nucleotide messenger RNA. RefSeq lists its product as uncharacterized. The transcript has 3 exons. Lineage: Eukaryota; Viridiplantae; Streptophyta; Magnoliopsida; Rosales; Rosaceae. The record is from RefSeq and is a predicted model, not a curated record. Bases 511 to 1407 code for a protein of 298 amino acids.